Guyanagaster necrorhizus is the source of this 1320-nucleotide messenger RNA. RefSeq names its product GroES-like protein. Gene Ontology annotation, molecular function: oxidoreductase activity. NCBI's taxonomy places the organism in Eukaryota, Fungi, Basidiomycota, Agaricomycetes, Agaricales, Physalacriaceae. Bases 208 to 1263 code for a protein of 351 amino acids. The transcript is spliced from 5 exons. The record is from RefSeq and is a predicted model, not a curated record.
AUUUUUUGACCAGCACGAUUUCGCCAUUUAGUCACCUGCCAGGAUUGAACGUUAACACCGCAACAUCGUCGCUCAAGUUGCAUGGCAAGCAAUUCAAUGAGCUUUUUGGGCUUCCUGUUCUCCUCGUAUCAGGUCAAAAUCCGAGCUACAGUCCUUCAGUUCUGGUGCACCACUUCCUAACCACCUACCUACCUAACAGUGUUACACAUGUCGGAUACAACUAUGAAAGCGCUUGUCUUCGCUGGAAAGGGUCAACCUAUGCUACAAGAUCGUCCAAAACCGACAAUCAUAGAGUCAACCGAUGCUAUCGUCAGGAUGGUCAAGACUACGAUUUGCGGGUCGGACUUACACAUUCUCAAAGGCCACGUCUCUACGUGCGAUACCGGACGGAUCCUGGGCCACGAAGGCGUUGCCGUCGUACAAUCCGUCGGAGACGGCGUUACGAGAUUCAAACCAGGCGACAAUGUCAUCGUUUCCUCCGUGACCUCCUGCUCUAGCUGCGACCACUGCCGCAAGGAGAUGCCUUCCCUCUGCGUCGACGGUGGGUGGACUCUGGGGAAUACUAUCGAUGGCACUCAAGCCGAGUUCGUCCGUAUCCCCCAUGCGGAUGGCAGCUUGCAUCUCAUGGUGGAAGGCGCGACCGCCGAGGAGCAAGUCAUGAUCAGUGACGCUUUGCCGACCGCAUUUGAGUGUGGCGUGCUCAGUGGAAAGGUGGCCCCCGGAUGCUCUGUCGCUAUUAUUGGCUGCGGUCCUGUCGGCCUUAGCGCAAUGGUCACGGCGCAGCUCUAUUCCCCCUCGCAAGUCAUCAUGGUUAGUCGCAACUCCAAUCGUAUUGCACUAGCCAAAAGUAUGGGUGCGACACAUGGUAUUGUAUCGGGAGAAGGUGUAGAUGUGGUAGCGGCCGUCAAGGAACUCACAAACGGUAAAGGCGCUGAUACGGUAAUCGAAGCCGUCGGUGUCCCCGCAACCUUUGAGCUCUGUCAGGAACUCGUUGCUCCGGGAGGGACUAUAGCGAACAUGGGCGUACACGGCUGUAAGGUGGAUUUACACCUGGAAAUUUUGUGGGACAAAAACAUUACCAUUACCACUCGUCUGGUGGAUACUACUACCGUGCCUAUGCUGAUAAAACUGCUCGGUUCGGGACAGAUCAAAAUUGGGGACUUGGUGACGCAUAGGUACAACUUCGCAGAGAUCGAAGAGGCUUACACUACGUUCGGGGCGGCGGCAGAACACAAAGCCAUGAAGGUCGUCCUCAAUUUCUAACCUGUAGCUACUUUGAUACUGUCACGAUGUCAAGAAAAUCCCGUUAGUUCUGUAUUA